AUGGCAAUAACAAACCUUCUAGAUGAGGCAGACAGACACUCAGAAGCCAGUAUACAUGCUACUUCUAGAACAAAAAUCAUUUUUGUUGUCGGUUUGUUCCUUCUUUCGUUAACUGCCUUUGUAUGUCAAACGGAAUUCACAUCACAAGCAUACAAACUAAAAUUCGGCGAGCCGGUUUUGUUAUUGGCCGUAACUCAUGGGUCCUGGUGGCUCUUAUGGCCAGCACAAGUGUUGUUUGUGUCAAUUUGGAGGACAAUCAGUAAAAUGGGUCAACGUGAUAAAACAGUAAAGGUGAAUACAGCCAUGGGGAAUAUACAAUAUCAAAGAAUAAACUCGACUUCGGGACUCCUCGAGGAGCAGGACCAUCCACAGCAAGAAGUGCCAGUACAGCAAGUAAACUACUGGAAAUAUUUCAAAAAGGCAAUUGUCAAACAAUUUCACAAUGUCUAUCACACGUCAGUACUCAUAUAUGAAGCAAAUGUAAACGACAAUAGAUCAACCAAACACCUCAAUGAAAUUAUAGAGAGUAAUGUGCACAUUUCAAGUUCCAGCUCCAUCACAGAUUGCAUUCGAUCAUUUUUUCAAGCACCGUCAAUCAGACAUAUCUUGUUCAAGACGCUCAUUGUAACAACUGUACUUACUCUAGCUGGUUUUACCUGGUACGGAUCCAUGUCCAUGACGUAUCCAGCUGAUGUGACAGCAAUUUACAACUGUUCAGCAUUCACGGCGUAUGCCUUUGCCAUCCCAUUAUUGAAUGAAAAGUUUUCCUGGUUGAAAGUCAAUUCGGUUAUUAUAGCUAUAAUUGGUGUGUUUAUUGUCUCAUACUCCUCCAGCAGUGAUGCAGGUAGUGAAGGCAGUGGCGGUGGCAGUGGCAGUGAUGAGAACCCAUAUCCGUAUAGAUUCUGGGGUAACUUACUUAUAUUCGUGGGAGCUAUAUUGUAUGGUUACUACGAAGUAUUGUACAAAAAAUAUCUUUGCAUACCGGCACAUUUGUCAAAGAUUAUUACCCCAAGGAGACAGCUGACGUUUGCAAAUUUCAUCAUGGGUAUAAUGGGAGCCUAUACCUUGACAUUUUUGGCUCUUUUAAUCGCAGUUUUACAUUUCACCCACAUUCACAGAGUCAAUUUCUUCAACUAUGGCGACAACACUGGAACUAUCUGGCUUUAUAUUUUUGGCUCGAUAAUAAGUAAUCUUUUAUUUAGUGCAGCUUUCUUGUCGCUCAUGGCUUUAACGAGCCCUGUCUUGUCUUCGGUAAGUUCCUUGACAACUAUCUUCCUCAUUGGCUUAGUUGAAUGGGUGGUUUUCGGUAAUGCAUUAGACUUGCAACAAUUGAUUGGAGAUUCAUUUGUCAUUGUUGGAUUUGUCAUGUUGACUGUUGCAUCGUGGAAGGAAAUUAGUGAGGGUAAUGAAGACGAUGAAGUUGAAGCUGUGAGCACCUAUUCGUUUGCCAUGAGUACUGAUGGCACUCAAUAA
Molecule: messenger RNA, 1473 nt
Organism: Lodderomyces margitis
Lineage: Eukaryota; Fungi; Ascomycota; Pichiomycetes; Serinales; Debaryomycetaceae
Product: mannosylinositol phosphorylceramide synthase regulatory subunit
Exons: 1
Coding region: 1-1473 (490 amino acids)
Source: RefSeq, a predicted model, not a curated record